Messenger RNA from Pyricularia pennisetigena, 3615 nucleotides. RefSeq lists its product as uncharacterized. The transcript has 4 exons. NCBI's taxonomy places the organism in Eukaryota, Fungi, Ascomycota, Sordariomycetes, Magnaporthales, Pyriculariaceae. The record is from RefSeq and is a predicted model, not a curated record. Gene Ontology annotation, molecular function: protein binding. Bases 1 to 3615 code for a protein of 1204 amino acids.
AUGAGUAAAGCUGCCCACUACAUACAGCUUCUCGACGAUGCUCGUUGCGACGGAGAUUGGGAAGCCGUCCCAGAGCUUGUGCGCAAAGUUCGAAAGCAUGCGCCGGACCGAAAAUGCUUGACCCUGACCGCCGAGAUCGAAUGCGCCAUCGAGAAGAACGCCCAGAAGCUCUCGCCCGGUGCUGACCGGCCCGCUACCACCGACGGGAAUGCCACCGCAGAAGGCAAGGAGCUCGAGGUCUCGAGCGAAUUACCCCGGCUCCUGUCCGCCAUCGACGCCGAGACGUCUUUCCCCGAGGAUAAGUACCAGGCAAACGUCUGCGUCGGGUGGCUGCAUUGGGUUGUUGGAGAGUACCACUUGGCAGCCGUCCGGUUGCCGAGGGCCUUUGAAUCGGAGCAAAUCUCUGAGGGCCAGGCAUCCGAGUGGACGAGGGUCUGCGCCCUCAAGUCGGCCUACCUGCGCGCCAACGUGCUAGCUCGAGCUGGCAAUCGGCUAGAGGCUCUGCUCGUCUUCAGAGAUGGCCUCCCGUCCUUGUCCAUCGAGUGGACGCACCAAAAGUCCCGCAAGCAGCUGCGUUACUGGUCGGAACUCUUCCUGACGGAGUACUGCAUGAUGUUCAGCAGCUCGCUGGAGAAGGGAGAGACCACGCUGGAUGACCCCAACAGCCUAGCGUGCUACCGCUCGUGGGCGAGGUAUUGGGAGUCUGCCAAGGGUGUCCCCGUUGCUGGGGGUUAUGGUUUCCGCGGAUCUAUCCCUCGGCGCGUCAUAUGGGGUCAGUACCACUCCGCCUUGUCCGCCAUCGUCGAGGAGGACCUGUCUUUCCCGACCGGCUUCAUCGCCGCGCCCUCGUCCAACGACUCGUCGGCGAGGAGCCAGUUGAGGGCAGAGUUGAAGAACGUGGAAAAGAUCCACGAGACGCUUCUUCUUAACGAAACGGAGUUUCCCAACGCCGAGGAAGAAAGGGAGGAGAUUGAAGAAUUCGUCCGCCUGACUUGCCAGAACUGGAGGGUUCUCUGUGGACGGGGAUGGAGGGAUCAGGAUCUUGGUCCAGGCGGCAGAGAAGGACUCAGCCGUGGAGUGUUGGACAUUCUCUACCGUGCGUCCAUGAAGACGUACCACUCCACCUCGAUCCUACGCCAUCUUUUUACCAUCCACGUAGCUGUAGCAGAGUUCGACCUGGCUUUCAAGGCAUUCGACUCGUACUUGGAGCUUGUCAAGAAGGGCAAGGCCCGGGUGCAAAAGUCGGGUCAGCCCGAGCCCAGUCUGGACGACGAGGCUACAGUUCUGGAGACGGUGUCUGCUGCCAUCGCCACUCUGUGCAGGUAUGGUCAUCGCCAGGCCUCGGAAAAGGCGAUUAAAUUGGCAGCCGAGCUCGAGGAAAUUCUCAACAAACUGCCAGCUCAGCCGCAGGUCGAAUCAGGAAACACACUUCGGGAGGACGAAAGUGCCUUCAGUGCAGCCGGCGAGACUGUGGCCCCGAGGAUAAUAGCCCUUGCUUGGCAGGCCAUCGGUCUGGCCAAUGCGCAAUGGGCACGGAUGACUUUUGAUUCAAAAAACAGGGGAGACAUACAUGCCAAGGCUAUCAGGAGCCUCAAAAAGUCGCUAUCUGGCGAUCUCAAGAGGACGGGUGAUGUCAGAGGCAUCUUCGCCCUGGGUGUUUUGCUUGCCGAGCAGAGGGAUCUCACACCAGCGAUAGAGCUUACCAAACAGGCUCUCCUUCUCGGCAAGACGUCCCCCGGCACCCAAAACGAUUUACACAAUGGUUCACACUGGAGAGAGCGGUCGCUUAUUCCGGUAUGGCAUCUAUUGUCGCUGCUCCUGAGUGCACGUCAAGACUUUGUCAUGGCCGCUCGCGCAUGCGAGGGUGCCUUUGAGCAGUUCAAGGAUCCCUCUGUCCUCUUUGGAAGCGAGCAAGUCUUCAGGAGUGAUCAUCUCAACGAGGCCGAGCAAGGGGCGGGCUUGGUAGAUUUGAUGGACGACUUUGAAAAAGAGAGUAUCCUCGAGGUGAAGAUGACGCAACUUGCUUUGGUCGAGCUCCUCGAGGGCCCCAAGAUUGCCGUCAAUGCCAGCUUGGAACUGCUCAGCCUGUUCAACAGACUUUACGGCACCGUCGAGGAGAAGCAGACAUCCCCGCCUAGGACAGAACAGGUCCCCAAAAGCUCGGCAGGCACGAUGCGAAGCAUUAGGGGAAGCAUAUUCGGGAGAGACAAGGAGAGGACCGGGAGGCCCUCCACGAGGCAGCCAUCGACACUCGAGCCCAUAUCCUCGCGCCCCACGACGACUCACAGCAUGGCGCCGACUAUCCAGGUCACCCAGGAAGAUGGCGAAGCGGGAGAUGCCAGCUAUGCCAAGAAGGCGGCGACUGUUUCUGGUAGGAGCCAGUCUCACAGGCGUCAGAGCUUGCGCAAGAGAGACAGUACUCGGGGACGAUCCGCGAGCGUUGGGCCUGCCCCGCACCAACCUACCGUGGUGGACGGGGAGAGCUAUUUUACUCCGGUCAGCGAGGUGGGACCAUCUGCCGAAUUCUUUGCUCCGGCUCCGAAAAGGCCGGGGUCGUCUGCAGGCGCCCCCGUUGCGCUGACACGGACCUUUUCACAAGCCGAGUCGUUUGCGUCAUCCUCGAGGGGCAGGAUGUCUGCGGCAGACUUCUCGGACGUGUCGAGGGGCGCGAUCGAGUUCAGUCCUUUGCUCUUGCCACUGAUUCAGUUCCCCAAGUCGAACGAGCAACGGAGAAGAAGCACGAUUCUUAUUAAGGUUUGGCUGAUGAUUGCGGGAUUCUAUCGCCGCGCGGGACUCUACGACGAUGCUAAAGCCGCCAUCGCCGAGGCCCAGAGACUUCUUCAGGCCUUGGAGGCUGCCGUCGCCAAGGAGGAGACGGUUGCUUUUGGUGAUUCAGGCUGGGCCAACAGCAAGAGUAUUGACGAAUUGUGGGGAGAUAUCUGGGCUGAGAUGGGCAACUUAUCUGUCGCAAGAGAUGUUCCAUAUUCCGCCCGGUCCGAGUUCGAGUCCGCCUUGACGCACUGCCCGGCCCAUCCAGCCGCAACCAUCGGCCUAUCCAACAUUCUUCUCGAUCUGUACAGCGAGAAACUCCCGCCUCCACCGACAAUCCCUGGCUUGCAGUUCAAUGAUCAUAACCUGAUCUUGGGCACCAAAUCGGCGCAGGAUCUCCCAAUUUUCGGCUUGGAGCAGAAGCCAAAGCCGCAGGAGCAGCCGUGUCUCCCCAAGGAGCCGCUUGGUCUGAGGACGACUGGGACGCCAACCAAGACACAGCCUCGGCAGCAGAGGCCUGGAAUCAAAGCCGCGGGCGCCAUCGAGUCGGAUUCGCCUGGUGCAAAGGACACGGAGUCGGAGCUGCAGGCGCCGUACAAGGCACUUUCCCUGCCCAUCGUUGACCGACUGGCGGCGCGAGAUCGGGCUCACGGACUGUUGACGGGCCUGACGAAACUGGGUUCGGCAUGGAACAUGUCGGAGGCGUGGUUCGCGCUCGCGAGGGCGCACGAGGAGAGCGGGCAGGUCGAGAAGGCAAGGGAGGUGCUUUGGUGGUGUGUCGAGUUGGAGGAAAGCAGAGGUGUCAGGGAGUGGAGAUGUCUUGGGAAUGGGGGUUACAUCCUGUAA